AUGACUCGAAGAUUGGAAAUUGGACUGAAUCCGAUAACCAGAGAUCCAACUCCGGAAGAUAUUUUUAAUGAAUUAAAUAUUCGUUAUCGUGUUUGUUUCAAGCCUGUUAAGAAAAGCUGUGACGCAGAAGAAUGUAUCUGUGUAUGUAACCGACGAGUGGAAGAUCACACUGAUCGAGUUACAGAAUCGGGUGCCAAAAACUGGGAUAUGUUACGUAAUACCUACGAGAAAUUAAAUCCUGUUCAUGGCCAACUUCUAGAUGGUGGAUUCUUUACACGAUUAGCUUUGGAUACAUCUGAAGGGAAAGUAGAAAAAAUUCUACUUGAUGUCUGGAAAAUUCCCAAACCCAGAUUAAUUAUGUCGAUUAUUGGUGGUGCAAAAUAUUUUACAUUGAGUGAUCGACUUGAAACAAAUUUUAUUAAUGGUAUUAUCAAUGUUGCUCUUAAAUCAGGUGCGUGGCUAAUUACCAAUGGCUAUAAUGUUGGUAUUGUCCAACUUGUUGGACAAGCAAUCCACAAAGUUAAAUUAACAAAUCCAAAACGACAAAUAACAGCUAUCGGAGUUUGUAAAUGGGGAAGCGUAAAAGAUGUUGAAAAACUAACAGAACCUCCUCAUACAAGGAAACAGCGAGCGAACGAUAGACACUGCUAUAAUGACGGUGACGAAAAACUGAAAAAACGUGAAAGUGGUGAACGCGACCUUGAAAUGAACCAUAGCCAUUAUCUUAUGUUAGAUGAUGGAAGACUUCGAUAUUAUGAUAUAGGAGAUUAUCGAACACGAUUAUGUGCUCAUCUCGGAAAAUUAGAGCAUGACUAUGAUUUUCCCGUUCCUGUUAUUACAAUUGUGGUCGAAGGUGGUCGAGAUACUAUAACAAAUAUGUACAAUGAUUUGCGAGCUAAUAUUCCUGUGGUUAUUAUCGAUGGUAGUGGUCGUGUGGCUGAUUUUUUCAAACAUUGGCUAUUAUACACAAAAGAAUUUGAUGAUGCUAGUAAAGAUGCUGACAUAACAUAUGAAAUAAAUGAAAUUGAUAAAGUGAAACGAGUGAGCUCUGCAACUUCAAAUCAAGAAGGUCUACCAGGUUCAAGAACAAGCUAUACGAAUGUUAGACUUCGACUUGAUAAAUCCAGAAAUGUACUUCGAGAAAUGUUUCAAAAAUAUGAAGCACAACUACAAGCAGAUCUUAAUCCUAUUAUAAAUCAUGAUGAGGAUUCGAAUAAGAAAAAACGAAAGCCUCCAACACCAACUGACUCAAAGGAUGAACCAUCAAUUAUAAUAGAUAAAACACUCAGUCAAGUUAUGUAUUGUCUUCAGCCUGCUGUACGUUCUGGUAUAUCUGUGUUUAAUUUAAAUUCUGAGAAUAAUUUUUCGGAAACAAUUUUCCGAAGUAUUUGUAAAUCACGUAAAAAAUAUUUCGAAAAAAAAGAAACUGAUCAAAACGAUGCAAUUGAAUCAAAUCUACGAAAACUUAAACCAUUACCUAGCUCACAAGAUAGAAAGCGUCAAUCAAAUGCACGUCAUAAUAUUAAUAGAAAAGAUCAGAUUGCACAACGAACACAAUUGCUACAGUUAGCAAUGGACUGGAAUUGUAUCGAUGUGGCAAAAGAAUUAAUACUAGAAAAUUCAUUAGAUAAUAUAUUGAACAAAGAAUAUACGUUUAUAUAUGCUUUAACAAAGAAUUUACCAACCUUUGUCUAUGAAUUUCUUAAACUGGGUAUUGAUCCAAGUAAAAUAUUUUUUCCGAACGAUGAAUUUUUCAAAGGAACGAGUCGAUAUAAAAAAUUUAUUGAAGAUUUAUAUACAGAUGCAGCAGUGAAUAGUGACACAACGCAUUUACGUUGGUUUGUUGAAUCAGAUUCAGAUAUUUUUGAAAAACAUAUUCAAAGAACGGAUGAUCUUAAUGCUGUUAUUUCUGUACUUAUUGGUGAUUAUAUGAGUAAACUCUACUUUGAUAGCGAUAGAAAGGAGAUGACAUAUCGAUCGUUGUGGGGUUUAAACAAAGAAGAUGCCGAACAAAAUACAAUCACUGUUCAGGUUGGUGCAGACGACGAGGAUCCUAUCGAUAAAGAAAAUAGACAAAAAAUUGAAGAUUAUACGAUGCGAGAUUUAUUUUUAUGGUCGAUACUUAUGUAUCAUAUGGAUUUGGCUAAAGUUUUGCUAAGCUAUUUAAAAUAUCGAAUAUGUGCUGCAUUGAUAGCUACAAAAAUUUUAAAAGAAUAUCAUAGAAAAGCUACUCAUGGUGAAUUAAAAGAUAGUUAUAUGAAGAAUGCUGAUUAUUUUCAACAAUAUGCUAUUGAUUGUGUAACUCAAUGUGAAAAAAAUGAUCCAGAACAAGCAUGCCAAAUUAUUUUACAACGAAUAGAACUCUAUGGCAAUGUUACCUGCCUUCAAGUUGCUGCUGAUGCACACGAUAAAUUAUUUAUUGCAAUACCAUGCUGUGUUCAAGCUAUGAAUAAUAUUUGGUUUGAUAAAAUUUAUCCGGAACAAUCACGCAAACGGAAUAAUAUUUCUAUGGGACUUGGCUUUAUAUCACUUGGUCUGUUGGCUCCAUGCCUAGUCAACUACCGCAAUGCUGGAGGGGAAUCCAAAGAUGAAUCUCUCACUCGACGUUUACAACCGUAUGGUAUAAAUUAUUCGGAUGCCUACACACUUGAAUAUCCACGUUAUACAAAGAUUGUACCAUUGAAUCGAUACAUGCAUCGUGUAAAAAAUUUUCAUCAAGCUUUACGAAUGAAAUAUUUUUAUCAUUGUUUAUCUUAUAUUGUUUUCCUGUUCAUUUUUUCUUACAUGAUUCUAUUUAAUUUUCAAUUGCCAACAGAUAAAAUUCCUUCAAUCCAUUGGACUGAAAUUGUAACAAUUAUUCUAGUUUCGUCCAUGUUAAUUGAAGAAAUUCAUUAUUUCGUCAGCCUGGAUAACUUAAGUUUUCCGGGGAAAUGUUUUAAUUAUUUUCGUAAUUUAUUUAAAAUUAUGACGAUUGUUGGUUUUAUUCUAUUCUACGUUGGACUAGUUCUAAGGUUUACUCAUGCGACUACAGACGAAGAAUUUUUUGCAGCAAGGAUAGUCAUGGCGAUCGAUCUAGAGAUUUGGUGGCUUCGUUCUCUCUCAUUUAUUCUUGUUGUACGAUUCCUUGGUCCACAUAUUGUAGCUAUUGGGAAAAUGCUUAAGGAUCUGGCAUUUUUUAUGUGUAUUAUUGCUAUUGUGAUGACUGGCUAUGGCGUAGCUUCACGCGCAAUGGUAUAUUAUCCAAAUGCUAAUAGAUUUAAUGAAACUGGCAUUAGCAUUGCAUUUAAUGGUAGAGAUAUUUUCCGUCAAAUUGCAUAUCCGGUGUAUUAUUUAAUGUACGGGGAAUUCGGCACUGAAUUAGAUGACCUUGAUAACAAUCGUGAUGAAGCUUGGUCAAUAUCAACACAUGUAUUACUUGCCGUUCAUAUGCUUUUUGUGAAUAUUCUACUUACUAAUUUACUCAUUGCCAUGUUUAGUAAACGAUUCGAUCAAGUGUACGAAGAUACACAAAACAUUUGGCAUACACAACAAUAUAUAUUUACACGCGAAUAUUAUACACGUGCACCCUUUUUUCCACCAAUAAGUCUUAUCUAUGAUAUGUAUUAUCUAUGUCGUUUGACAUUUUUUAAUAUAAGACGAGUUUGCUUUAAAAAGUCAGCUGAUCCGCGAGCCAAAACGUUUAAGAUGAUACCCAUCGACAAAAGUUGUGUUAAAGAUUGGUACCAAUUUGAGGCUGCAUCGACAUAUGAAUAUGCUCAUCAAGAAGUCAAAGCAUUAAAAGCUGUGUUAAUGACAUCGUCGAAUGGCUCCGAUUUGCAUUGCAUUGAAAAAAGAGAAGAUAACAAUGAUAGUAUGAAUGAUUCAAACAAUUCAAAUAGUAAUAUACGACAAAUACAGGAUGAUCUAGCAAAAUUAAAUCAAUCAUUUGAAGAUAUUAAAGGACAAUUAAAAACAUUAAUUGAAAAAUCUUAG
Rotaria socialis is the source of this 3972-nucleotide messenger RNA. The record is from the annotation of a GenBank genome assembly. NCBI's taxonomy places the organism in Eukaryota, Metazoa, Rotifera, Eurotatoria, Philodinida, Philodinidae.